GUUAAUUACGCAGGAGAGUUUGUUUGCCUGCGAAUUAUUCUUCCAAACUGCCUCUGUCUGCUUCAUACUUCGUACUUCCUACCUACAGUAAAGUAUAAAGAGACAAGAUCGGAAAAUGGUGAUGUGUGUUUUUGGGUAUGGGUCCUUGAUAUGGAAAGCAGGCUUUAACUAUGAUGAUCGCCUUGUUGGUUUCAUCAAAGGCUAUCGCCGUGUCUUCUAUCAAGGCAGCACUGAUCAUAGAGGGACUCCUGAGUAUCCUGGAAGAACUGUCACUUUAUUACCUGCUGAUGGAGAAGUCUGUUGGGGAGUUGCAUAUAAGAUCUCGGAUAAGGAAGAUGAGGAAACUGCACUAACGUAUCUGGAAGUGAGGGAGAAGCAGUAUGAUCAGAAGGCUUAUCUUGAUUUCUUCGCUGAUCCUGCAGCUACAACUCCAGCUGUUUCAAGAGUUAUGGUAUACAUAGGAUCGGAAGACAAGAAGCAUAAUAAAAAUUACUUGGGGCCUGCACCUCUUGAAGACAUUGCCAAACAAAUCAUCCGUGCAGAAGGCCCUUCAGGACCCAAUAGAGACUACCUUUUCCAUCUUGAGACGGCCCUUCUUCAAAUUGGAUGCAAGGACAAGCAUGUAAUGGAUCUUGCAAAUGAAGUGAGGCGCAUGCUUUCAGAUGAGCAAAAAGAGCCGACUUCGUAAUGCUUCUGUAGGCAUAAAGAUUCUUCAUAUUCCUUGAACAGGCGCAAUCAUGGAAAUUGUUUGCAGUUCAAGAUACAUUGCUGGAACAGCAGUCAUCUAAAAUCCAUUUUAUCUUGAUUUGAAACAAAGAUCAAGAGUCACCCAGGCUGACAUUAGAUAGCUUUUUAGUACGCUAGGAUUUGCAUCAGAAGAUGCCACUUAAUUACUGCUAUGGGGCUUAAUGUUUUUUGUAUCUUUGAAAUGUAAUUCGCAUUUAUAUAAACACCCAUCUGCAGAAACAUUCACAACUGUGGCUCUGGAAUCUAAUAAAAAGACCUUUUGAAGUGUUUGGUCGAGUAAA
Molecule: messenger RNA, 1028 nt
Organism: Ricinus communis (castor bean)
Lineage: Eukaryota; Viridiplantae; Streptophyta; Magnoliopsida; Malpighiales; Euphorbiaceae
Product: gamma-glutamylcyclotransferase 2-3
Exons: 8
Coding region: 116-688 (190 amino acids)
Biological process (GO): glutathione catabolic process
Cellular component (GO): cytoplasm
Molecular function (GO): gamma-glutamylcyclotransferase activity; glutathione specific gamma-glutamylcyclotransferase activity
Source: RefSeq, a predicted model, not a curated record